AUGUCUCUCUUCCAACCCCCAUCCAAACCUUCAAGCCCCCUAGCAAACCACCGUAUCCUCUCCCCAACAGCUUCAGUCAAAGUCUCCCCCAUCUGCCUUGGGGGCAUCAGCUUCGGAAAUGAAUGGAGCGAGCUGUUCGGAGUCAGCGAAGAGCCCUUUAAGCUACUAGAUGAAUUCUUCGCGCUGGGCGGUAACUUCAUCGACACCGCGAAUGUCUACAACAAUGGGCAAUCCGAGGCCCAUAUUGGCGCCUGGAUGAAGGACCGGGGUGUCCGGGACCAAAUGGUGAUUGCGACCAAGUACUCGGCGCAUUGUCGUGCUGGUAGCCGUGAGAGUGACCCUCUGCAGAGUAACUUUGUGGGAAACUCAGCGAAGAGUAUGCUUGUUUCUGUGAGGGAGAGUUUGAAGAGGCUGGAGACGGAUUAUAUUGAUAUUCUUUAUGUUCAUUGGUGGGAUUUUGCUACGUCUGUGGAAGAAGUCAUGACCCAUCUACAUUCCUACGUCAUGUCGAAGCAAGUGCUGUAUUUGGGUGUUUCUGAUACUCCAGCAUGGGUCGUUGUGAAGGCCAACGAGUUCGCCCGAAAAAACGGUCUCACCCCAUUCUCCAUAUACCAGGGUCGCUGGAACGCUGCAUACCGUGACAUGGAAGCCGAGAUCAUCUCCAUGUGUGAAGACCAGGGGAUGGCAAUUGUUCCCUGGGCUGCACUCGGGGGUGGCUUACUUCUGUCUUCUCAGCAGCGACGAGAACGGGAAGAAAAGCUAGCUGGACAGAAGAGUUUUUACGAGCUGGACGUGCAUGAGAUCUCUGUAUCAGAUGCUUUGGAGAAGGUCGCUGUUACGAAGGAGACUACGGUCCAAGCCAUUGCCCUGGCGUAUCUUUUUCAUCAGUCGACCUAUGUGAUACCCAUUGUUGGGGUCCAGAGUGCAGACCACAUUAAGGUCAUGAACGAUGCGAUUACGACAAAACUUUCGCUUGAAGAAAUUCAGUCAAUACAAAAGGCUGCACCAUUUGAGCCCUUAUUCCCGAUGAGCUUCUUGUUCGGCUCCAAGGAAUAUAGCACUCGGUUGACCCCUGCGGAUAACGUGCAAUAUGGGAUGUGGGCGCGCUUUGAUGCGCCGGUGAAACGAACUGUCUACAACUAG
This is a messenger RNA of Aspergillus puulaauensis, 1143 nucleotides long. RefSeq lists its product as uncharacterized. The transcript is spliced from 5 exons. The record is from RefSeq and is a predicted model, not a curated record. Bases 1 to 1143 code for a protein of 380 amino acids. NCBI's taxonomy places the organism in Eukaryota, Fungi, Ascomycota, Eurotiomycetes, Eurotiales, Aspergillaceae.